AUGUCCUCACGUAACCAGCCGACAACGACGCCUUCCAACAGCAACGGAGAUUUUAAUCUGUCGAUGGGCGACUACCGUCCCCACAGGGGGACCGUAUCUGAUGUGGUACAGUUGAUCCUAAACCUGUUGAAUGCGCGCCGGCUCGCUGGGCGGUCAUCGGGCAUACCUACAUGGGAAAACCUGAUGGCCGUGUGGCGACGGUACGGGAAGAACCAACAAAGGGCGGAAAGGGGCACCCAAACGCCAUCGGUGGCCACGCCGACAAUGGAGACCCCAACCGAGACGAGUCUAGAGGUGAAACCUGACGACGGACGGGCGCUGGCCAGGUGGGCCGUAGGGGCAACCCAUCAAGACCUGCUGCAACAUCCACUGAUCCAGAUCGCUCUGGACCGGGGAGUGGUGAGACCCCCACCAGCAGCACAGGCAGGAUCCCGACGACUGGCGAAGGAAACGUCGACCAUCCCCACCAGGAACAUCCGGACAGUGCGGACGAAGGCCGAUCUCAAGCAGGUUAGGUUAGUGCCAAAGGUGGCCGAUUUAAUCAACCUGGACACCGACGAGGAGGAAUUCCUCCAACUCCGGGUAGGCCCACAGGAGCUCCCGGAUGUGGACAUGCUGUCGGGACUGCCGGACAGCGACGACGACGGCCUGUGA
Macrosiphum euphorbiae (potato aphid) is the source of this 654-nucleotide messenger RNA. The record is from the annotation of a GenBank genome assembly. NCBI's taxonomy places the organism in Eukaryota, Metazoa, Arthropoda, Insecta, Hemiptera, Aphididae.